Alosa alosa (allis shad) is the source of this 3138-nucleotide messenger RNA. It is a transcript of the gene senp7b, whose product is annotated as SUMO specific peptidase 7b. Gene Ontology annotation, biological process: protein desumoylation. NCBI's taxonomy places the organism in Eukaryota, Metazoa, Chordata, Actinopteri, Clupeiformes, Clupeidae. Gene Ontology annotation, molecular function: SUMO-specific endopeptidase activity. The record is from RefSeq and is a predicted model, not a curated record. The coding region runs from base 112 to 2784 and encodes 890 amino acids. Gene Ontology annotation, cellular component: nucleus; cytoplasm. The transcript has 21 exons.
GGAAACUUUCUGAACUUCUAACAGGAAGUAAGAGGAAACUGUCAACACAACUGAUUACAUAUGAUUUCUUUUUAGCUGAUAUGACGACAAAAUGUAAAAUCACCUGCAAAGAUGGAAACUCCUUUUAGAAUCCCCAAGAUCAGACAGCCGUCAGACAGCAAUAUCCAUUCGCAGUCACCUUUGAGAUAUCUCAAUGACGACACGCCGUGUAAGUCAUCCUGGACAUCCACAAGACAUGCCAGUAAAUGGAACCAAGACUCACAAACUCUCACGAGUGGAAAUACCCAGAAACCAAAGAGCCAAAUGAAUGGAGGAGCUGACAGGUGGCGCCCAAAGCGAGCAUCUGACUCACUGUGCCAUGAGGAUAGUCAGCGGUUUGUUGGUGACUCUCCUCGGCCACAAAGAUUCCAAGGCAAUGGCGGUGUAGGGAAGAGGAAGUCUCCGAAUUCUGAGGAGGAGGAGGAGUUCUCAUGGACCAAAACGCCAGUGAAGCAGAGACCAAAAUCUCCAGACAGAGAUACGCCGCUGAGAGAGGACGGCAGCAGAGGCCUUAAUGGGGGCCAAGCAGCAGAGAAUGGCUCGUGGCACAAAAAGAAUGGCGAGGGCCAGGGGAAACCACCUACCCCGACAACGCACGGAAACAGCCCCCCGUGCCCCCCCAAGCGGAGCGCUGAGGCCUCGGUAGUGGCAGACACACCAGAGAAGACCCCGCUGGAACGGCCGCAGCCGAGUUCAGUGAAGGGGGGCUCUUCCUCCUCUUCCUCACCCUCAGGGUACCAGGCCAAAUGGAGGGACCAGGUGAAAUGUCCCACACCAGAGAAGACCCCGCUGGAACGACCGCAGCCGAGUUCAGUGAAGGGGGGCGGCUCUUCCUCUUCCUCACCCUCAGGGUACCAGGCCAAAUGGAGGGACCAGGUGAAAUGUCCCAGCAGGCCUCCACUCCGAGUCCCUCCGAAGAACCCUUACGAUGAGGACAUGAAGAGGCUAAUGCGGCCUCGCUGUCUCCGCACCUACUCCAGGAAGCCCAAACCAAAACCGGGGCCCAUAGAACCUAUUGUUCUCUCCAGUGAUGAUGAAAAAGGUGAUGAAGACGACAAUGACAUGAGCCUGAGACGAAGCUCUCAGAACCAGACGGAACCGUCUGCAGCAGGAAAGAGCUCGGCCGGACUGCAGGAGGUGCCCUCUGUGAUGGAGCUGCCCUUCGCUGAGCUGCACAUGGGCAGCCUGAGGGCCCAGAGUAGGGGAGCCAUCAUGAUCACACAUGAAGGCCUGGGCAUUCCACUAAAAGGAGGGAGUGGCGACGAGGUCUCGGUGACCGCGGUGGCGUCGGAGCUGCGGCGCUACGGCGUCUGGGACGGCGGCUUGGCGCAGGACGGAUCGCUGUUCCCAGCGUCCGGCGAGGCCGCACCCUCGCUCCUCUUCCUGGUCGUGUCCGAUCCCCAGGCCCGGCUCAUGCAGUCGGAACUGAUGGAGAUCCAGAGCAUCCACAGGCCAGGUCAGGCCAGUCCGUUUAUGCUGCUGGUCCUCAAUGAGCACCUGGAGGAUCUGCAGGCGGCCCUGCUGGCCUCCAUCAUGGACCUGGUGGGGCUCCGCAGCGGUCAGCCCGGCCUGUCCUCUCCGCUGGCGUGGGCCGAGGGCCUAGAGCUGCUCCACUGCAGCGGACAGGAGGAGCACCUCCUCGCCCUGCUCGGCCAGCCGCCAGGCAGCCCCGGGCGGACUGAGGCGCAGGGAGGCGCGAGGAACGGAGAGCAGAGUCCUUCUGGGAGAGGGGCCAGUCAGUCCUCACAGGCUGCGGCCAAAGCCUCCAGCUCGGUGUCCAGCACCUGGAAGACGCGGUCCGCAGGCAGUCCAUGCAGGACUCAGGCCCUGCCUCGCAGGUUAAUUCAGUACCCCCCACCACCAUCCAAGGGUGGAAUCACCGUGACCACAGAAGAUUUGGAGUGCUUAAAAAGUGGGGAAUUCCUCAAUGAUGUUAUCAUUGACUUCUACCUCAAGUACCUGCUCCAGGAGAGAGCCGACCAGGACAUGAGGGAGCGGUCACACAUCUUCAGCAGUUUCUUCUACAAGCAGCUCACCCGUAAAGACACGGCCAGCGAGGAGGCGACCGAGGGCUCGUCGGAGUACAGGAGACAUCAGAGAGUCCGAACAUGGACAAGGCAUGUGGACAUCUUCAACAAAGACUACAUCUUUGUCCCAGUGAAUCAAGAGGCUCACUGGUACCUGGUCAUCAUCUGUUUCCCGGGUUUGGAGAAGCCCCAGGUUGUAAAGUGGGGAGGCCCAGUCCAGGAGGGGAGUGCUGGGGUUAAGAAGAAAUGCGAGCCCCAGGCUUCCAGCCAAGGGACCAACGUACGAGCCACGUCCUCCUACCAGAGAUCACAAAGUUUGCCGGACUGUACACAGCAGAGUUGCACUAAAGAAAGCAUAUGCAGGAGGCCGUGUAUUCUGGUCAUGGACUCCUUGAAGCUCUCCUUCCAUGAGCGCAUCUACAAGCUCUUACGAGACUACCUGCAGGUGGAGUGGGAGGUGCGCAGAGGCACCCCGCGCCGCUUCACGCCGGACAAUAUGAAGGGCUCACACUGCAAGGUGCCCCUGCAGGACAACAGCAGCGACUGCGGCCUCUACCUGCUCCAGUACGUGGAGGCCUUCUUGCAGAAUCCGGUGGUGCACUUUGAUCCUCCGCUGCGGCUGGAGCACUGGUUUCCACGGCAGCAGGUGCGGCGGAAACGGGAGGAGAUCCGUGACCUGGUGCUCCAGCUCUAUCAUCAGCAGGGAGCGGCGAAGUGAAGAGGGGUGAAGAGAAGGGUCCAGGCUCCGGUCAGAGAAGACACCCUGCUCAAUGCAGACCCGUCGUUUUCCAGUGGCCUUGUUCAAUUUGUUUUUUGUCUUUUUUUAAAUAUUGUUUCUAAUUGUUUGGUUUGUUUUUUGUUUGGUUUCUUUUUUAUAUUAAUAAUAAUAAUUAUUAUUAUUAAUUGAGUAAUAACACUCCAAUUUGAUAAGUGUAAUGCAAUGCUGUAUACAUUAUUUAUAAAACUGUGAACACUUAGACAAACUACUUGAACAAGAUGUUUUAUAGCUUUUACUAUUGCUAUUAUGCCAUUAAUGUGAAGACCAAGGAAAUAUUAAAAUGUUAUUUUUUUA